GCGAAUGUUUGCAUUGCUUGGUGUAGAUUUUAAUCAUUUUACUGCACAAUUUACUUCUUCAUUUUUGUUUUUAAAAUGGUGUGCUAAUUGUAAAAUAUUCAUCUUGCUACUAUUUUUUCUUAUUGAUGUUUUAAUUCUAUGGAUUUUGGCUUCCAAUUUUUUCUAAUAUGAGUAGUUCAAUGAUACAACUUUUGGAGGUAUUUCAUAACGAACGGUCGUCAAUUGAGUAAACGUAUAGGCAAAUGCUGCAUAUUGUUCUUGAAAUUAAAUAUUUUUAAGAGUCAUUCCAGGAAUGGUUUUGUCAUAAUAAAAUUUAAUAAGUCAUCUAUCAUCGUUAAAAUUGUGCAAAAUUGAAUUUUAUUCAUUCGCAAAUAUUUUUUGUCGAAGCAGUGCUGCAAGAUAAAAGUAGAGGGUCUAGUGAAGAAACUAUGAAUUCAGAAGUUGGGUAUCUGCGAGUCUAGGAAUGCGCUGUGUUGACUAUUGAAUGAGUAAAGGAAAACACGCUUGAAACACCAAACACACGGAAACAAUUGUGGAGUAUUUCAGAUCGUUUUAAAUAAUGAUAGAAAUGAGUCACACCGACGAAGAUUUAAAAGACGCUGGUCUCUUCGCUGGCGAAGAUGAUAAGCUACCUGCCAAUGACGUUUCAGAGAAAUGUCAUACCGCUCUUGAAAUUUUACAGAAUGAAUUGAUGAAUUGUGAAAGAGAUAUUUCGUUGGAGAAAUCAGUUCGCGAACAGAAUGAGAGAAAAUUUCAAUGCUUCGGGGAAUCGAAGGAUAUCUCCAGUGAAGUUAUGGAUAAUGUUCCAAAUGAAAAAUUCGUACGCCUUGAUGACACUGUUGUUUCAGGCAAAAAUGACAUUUUUAGUAACGAUCAAUAUUGCGAAUUAAUUGAAAAAGUUACGCGCAUUAGUAAUCAAUGCAAUGGGAUCGAAGAAGAUGCCGUGCAGAAAAUCAUUUUCGAGUACGCUGAAUUGAACAAUAUUAAUCACGGUUUUGAUAGAACUUCACGAAAGACAGGAGAUGAAUGGUAUCAACGCUUCAUACGAUCGUAUCCGCAAUUGAAUUCUGUGGUCAAAAAACCUUGUAACGAUACAAUUCAACUUGGUGGAACGGAUACCGAGCAAACAAAUGAAAUCGUCGAUGCAUUUAUAUCCGAUUUUAAAAAAAGCAAAGAAGAUGCGACCAAUUACCAAUCAAUGGAACUCGAGGAGCUAGAAAACGAAAAACAUUCUCGUGUUGCGUCUGAAAAAGACUCCACUAAAUUGGAAACGUCACCUUGUUUGAAUAGCAGCGAAGGAGUUGUAUCUGUAUGCCUUUUCAAUGAUGCCGAUAUUUUCAAUCAAAACGACUCUAAUCAUGUUCUCAGUGAGAAUUCGUCGUUGGCUGAACCAGUUGACGGAAAUAAUGAGGUGACUACGGAAUCUAAACAAACGUAUUCCAACGAUUUAGGAGAAAAUGCGAGCUUCGGCUUAAUUGAAACUCCGCAGAGCGUUGAGAAUUGCGGUAAUGAAGAAUUUAUCGGCACAGUUUCUUCCGUAAACUCGAAUAAUUCGCAUUUAGUAAACGAUUAUUCUGGCAAUGAUCAAAAUAUCUCGAAUGAAUCUGACCGAGAAUUGAACGGUACAUCGGAAAAUGUUGCUGAAAUGAGAAAUGAUGACAGUUACGGCGUUGUAGUUGACGAAGCGAACACCUCGUUUCGAGAAAUUUCUUUGUGUUUGGAAACUCCAGACAUCGAAUGUACUGAGAAAGCUUCUGGAAGUGAAAUUGAAAUGAAAAACGAUGACAUUACGGCCGUAGCUGACAAUGCAUGUAUUGAGUCAAACGAUGGCAAAACCCCCAAUGGGGAAGAUGUAACAGUUUCUGGGAAAUCAACAUCGGAUUUGAAGGACGAUGUCACCGGAAAUUUACAAGUUCCCUAUCCUCAGAAUGAAAAUAUGGCGAAUAACUCCAUUCCUCCUUCUGUCAGCACUGACGCAGUCGCCGAUGAAACUCCACCUUCGGUUCGGUCACCGUCGAAACGAAAAGAUACCGAUUCUCCGGCUGGUCCUGAGGGUCAAGAAGAAGCGAAAAAACCGAAAAUAGGCAAAAAGAGAGGACCGUUGAGCAAGAGAAAGAAGAGAGCCAAAUAUCUAUACAAAUUGAAAUCAUACAAUGGGUCUGUUUUAUAUUUCACUAGUUCGACUUCUGUUAGUUUCAUUAAACCGAUGAUCACAUUAACUAAGUUGGAUGAAAAUUCCUACAGGAACUCCGAUGAUACAAUUACUACGUUGCCGAACGAAGAUGCCCCAUUAGAAAUGAAUCAUAUCGACGACACUGAAAUGCUGAACGCUGAUGAUGAUGUAACAGAUCAAAUGGAAACCGAAAUGACGAAUCAUACCGAUGAAAAAGAAAUGCUAGGUGCUAACGAUGGUAUAAAGGAUCAAGUUGAAACCGAAACGACGAAUCAUACCGACGAAAAGGAAAAGCUAAACGCGGAUGAUGAUUCAAACGAUCAAGUUGAAACCGAAACGACAAAUUGUACCGAUGGAAAGGAAAGGCUAAAUGCAGAUGAUGAUUUGAAAGAUCAAAUUGAAACCGAAACGACGAAUUCUACCGACGAAAACGUAAUUCUGAACACUGGUGAUGAUUUGAAAGAUCAAAUUGAAACCGAAACGAAAAAUUCUACCGACGAAAACGUAAUUCUGAACACCGGUGAUGAUUUGGAAGAUCAAAUUGAAACCGAAACGACAAAUUCUACCGACGAAAACGUAAUUCUGAACACUGGUGAUGGUUUGAAAGAUCAAGUUGAAACCGAAACGACAAAUCAGACCGAUGAAAUAGAAAUGCUAAACGCUGCUGAUGAUUCAGAAGAUCCAGUUGAAACCGAAACGAAUUCCAUCUCCCACGAUGAUGAGUUGAAAAGCCAGGUUGAAGAGGACACGAAUUCAUGCGCCAACGUCGAGUUUGAACACCAAGGUGAAACCGAAUCGAACUCCAGCGCUGAGUUCGAGUUGAAAGAUCCAGUCGAAGUAGAAACGAAUCCCUGCGCUGACGUUGAAAUGACAAAACCAGUUGAAACAGAUGCGAAUUCCUGUACCGACGUUGAUAUGAAAGACCAAGAUGAAACAGAAACGAAUUUCGACGCCGACGUUCAGAUGGAAGAUCAAGAUCAAGCUGAAACGAAUUCUUGCUUCGAUGUUGAAACGAAAGAUGAAGAUCAAACAGAAACGAAUUCUUGCGGGGACCUUCCGUCGACAGAGCGAAUUUUAACUGAAACGAAUCCUUGCGCCGAUGUUGAGUUGAAAAAAGAGUUCGAAACCGAAACGAGUUCCAGUGCCGACGCCGGAUUAAAAGACCAAGUUGAAACAGAAAUAAAUUCUCGUGCCGAUGCUGAUUCUAAUGACCAUAUUGAAAUGGAAACCAGUUCCAACUUUGAUAAUGAUUUGAAAAAUCAAGAUGAAGCGGAAUCAAACUUGAGCUCUACUGGUCCUUUAGAGCAACAAAUAAAAACGGAAACUCAUUCUAGCCUUAAUGAUGACGAAUCAAAAGACCCAGUUAUAGCGAAAACAGAUUUAAGCGCUAGUAACGAAUCGAAUGACCAAGUUGUUGAUGAUACCAAUUCUAAUAAUGAUAAUGAAUCGAAUAAAGAAGUUGCGAACUCGACAGAAAUGACCAAGGAAAAAAAUACCAGUAAACGUACUAACAACGAAGGUGCUACUCCCAGAACGAAGAUGAAUACCAGUAACGAGAAAAUAACGCCUACGUUCAGUAUGCAAACUCGAAGAAAACGUUUGAAAUUUUUACCCGAUGGUACAUUAGUGACGCCGAAUCAACGACACCCGCAUUUUUCCGAAGAGUAUUCGUCAUCAUCGCGGUCCGAGCCGAAAAGUUCUAGAAAACGACCUUUGAAAAGUUCUCCGCAAGAUACACCUAGACCAGAAAAAAAGAUGAAAAUGGCGUCUACACCUUCGCCGGCCACUCCGAAACAACCAAAUCGGCCCACAGUAACGGUGAAAAAAGAGCCGAAAAGUCGACCAGACAGAUACAUUCCCAAACCGAAUGGCCAGAGUAAAAAACCUCAAAAACUUUUCGAUUACGAUAGCUUUUAUCGCGAAAAUUUUCGCCAAACAGAAGUACAAUUACCAUCGAGUUGUAAGAAACAAAUGGUCGCGUUGAGUAAAGUGACUUCGAUAUCACCUGGUGCUCAAGGUGGCGGACAAAUUACUGUAAAUCCGUCUCAGUUGCUAUCCUGUUUGUUAGGCAUGCCUAUUACUCCAGAUCAGAUACGCACAGUCAGAUUCAAACCUCCGGGUAAACAACUCAAGCUUAACAAACCGAGUAAUAUUACUCCAUCGAAGUCCGCCAUCGACGAUUCCACGAAACCACUGGCUAAACGUCACUCUGAAUUGCUGCAAAAAAUACCAAAAACAGAAACAGGCGUCGCGAAGUCAGCUGGAAAUACGAAAGUGCAUCAAACUACCUAAUAAUCAUAAAUGAAUCAUUGACUCCAUGUGGAGUGUAUAAAUUUUGUAUUGAGCUAGUUGCUAUGUAAUUUAAAUGUAUGUAAUACUUCUGUAUUAGAUUUUAUUUUCGUCUUUUCGAUUUUGAAACCUAUUUUAUAGCUUUCUUUUUUGUUACUUUUCUUCUCAAUGAAUAAUAAUAAUAAAAAAAAAAUAUGGGGAUGAAAUUGUUCUGUUAGAAAUUAGGAUACCUAUUCAGUAUGAUUAGUUUUAGAUACGAUUAAAAAAAUAUUGUGUUAUGUAAUUUUACAGAUGUUGUAUUUUUGUAAUUUUAUAGCUUUCGUGUAAAUAUGUAUUUCAGAAAAUAUAGAUUUUCAAAUUGUC
Molecule: messenger RNA, 4825 nt
Organism: Planococcus citri (citrus mealybug)
Lineage: Eukaryota; Metazoa; Arthropoda; Insecta; Hemiptera; Pseudococcidae
Product: dentin sialophosphoprotein-like
Exons: 6
Coding region: 560-4465 (1301 amino acids)
Source: RefSeq, a predicted model, not a curated record